Molecule: messenger RNA, 1035 nt
Organism: Dipodomys ordii (Ord's kangaroo rat)
Lineage: Eukaryota; Metazoa; Chordata; Mammalia; Rodentia; Heteromyidae
Gene: Ntsr2
Product: neurotensin receptor 2
Exons: 6
Coding region: 1-1035 (344 amino acids)
Biological process (GO): neuropeptide signaling pathway
Cellular component (GO): plasma membrane
Molecular function (GO): G protein-coupled neurotensin receptor activity
Source: RefSeq, a predicted model, not a curated record
AUGGAGCUCCACAAGCACCCAGCAGCCGAGGGGACCCAGGGACAGCAGAGCCCUGAUGUCACCCUACCAGCCCUUACCCACGACCACGCCGAGUCCGGGGAGCUCUUGGCGGGUGCGGUGGCCCAACUGGAGCAGCUGCGGCUUUGCUUCGCCAUGCCUGGGCUUUGGGCACUGCCCAUGGCGGCCUUCGUGGGGCAGAGGCACGAGCCGCGGGCCCACGGCGGGGAGCCCGAGCCCGCCUCGCGCGUCUGCACCGUGCUGGUGAGCCGCGCCGCGCUCCGGGUGUACGUCCAGGUGAGCGUGCUGGUAUCCUUCGUGCUCCCUCUGGCACUAACUGCUUUCCUGAAUGGGGUCACCAUAAGCCACCUGAUGGCCCUCUACGCUCAGGUGCCCUCACCUUCAGCCCCCGGCAACACCAUCCCCAGCCGCCUGGAGCUUCUGAGUGAGGAGGGUCUGCUGGGCUUCCUCACGUGGAGGAGGACCCUGGGGGGCCAGGCCGGCCUGGUGAGACACAAGGAUGCCAGCCAGAUCCACCGCCUCCAGCACAGCAUCCGGGGUCUCAGAGCCAUCGUGGCCGUGUAUGUUAUCUGCUGGAUGCCGUACCAUGCCCGCAGGCUCAUGUACUGCUAUGUCUCUGAUGAUGGAUGGAGUGACGCACUCUACGAUUUCUAUCACUACUUCUACAUGGUGACCAACGCCCUCUUCUAUGUGAGCCCAGCGGUGACCCCCCUCCUGUACAACGCCAUGUCCCCUUCCUUCAGGAAGCUCUUCCUGGAAGACCUCAGGUCCCUGUGUGGCAAACACCCCACCAUAACGCCAUUAUCCCCACAAGCCCAGAGCCUCACCCUGAUGGAUGCAGCGUCAGGUGGUGGGCAGACCCCCAAGGCGCUGAUGGGGAUGAAAUACAAGAACAAGCAAGCCAGCAGGAGGACUGGCUAUUCCAUAGCUGAUGGCUCAGCCAAGCCGCGCAGCCAGCGGGACCACAGCAAGGCAGGGCCGCACUUAACAGCCAGCACCUGCAGGCGAGCCACAUAA